AAUUCCUUCCAUUUAUCUAGUUGGAAAAUAGCUGUAAUGAAGGUCUGGCAGAUAGCAGCAGGUUGGUCACACCUCCACCAGACCCACGACAUGAAGUUCCUUCAGUUGUGCUCUCAUUAAAAAGCCAAACGAGAAACAAUUUUUAACUUUUGCCAAGCAGAAAAUGGCCCAUCUUUAUUAAUAAGACAUAGGGAACAUUUAUAAAGAAACAUCCUUUCAUUUAAGAUCUCCUUCCUUCCCUCCAAAGAGACCCGGUUACCAGGGUCAGAGCGACCCGCACCAGCGGAGCCUGCUGGCGCCGAAGCGCAGCUGCAUUCGGGCCGAUCAGAGCAGAAUGUAAAUGACCUCUGCCACACUUUCAUCAGAAAGCACUUCUUCUUCUUCUCUCAUGCCAUCCUGCCCCUCCCAUCCCUCUCUCCCCCCCUGGAGAAAAAGGGGAAAGUCAUUAGGCACAAAUGGGGUGGAGAGAGCUGUGGGUUGCCAUAGCCGUGAGAGUCGGGGCAGAGCUCUGCGCCGCCGCGCUCCUCGCUGCUCACAGAACAACAGCAUGAAGUUGAAUGAACAUCCUUCAGGACGGGACGCCAUGAGGCUCUGAAACCUCAUUGGACUGCAGGAACCUCUAAGGAAGGCUCCACUGUGUGUGAGAGUCGAUGGGGAACGCCGUGCGAGGCGCCAUCGCCUUCAUCCCGUCUGAACGCUGCCAGCGCUUCCUGGUGGGGGACUUGAAGGAGAUGCCGCUGGACAGGACCCUGGACCUGAGCGGCCGUCAGCUGCGCCGCCUGCCUGCGGUCGCCUGCGUCUUCCACGAGCUGGUGAAGCUCUACCUGAGCGACAACCACCUGAGCAGCUUACCGCUUGAGCUGCAGGGUCUGAGGAAGCUGCAGCUCUUGGCUCUGGACUUCAACUGCUUCGAGGAGUUUCCUCCGGCGAUUUGCGGGCUGCCACAGCUCAACAUCCUCUACCUGGGUAACAACAGGCUGCAUCACCUGCCCAGAGAGCUGAAGGAGCUGAAGGAACUCAACACCCUGUGGCUGGAAACAAACUGCUUCACUGAUUUCCCUCAGGUGGUGUGUGAGCUCACCAAUCUGAAAACGUUACACCUCGGCUACAACCUGAUCCGCAGUUUGCCUGAUGAGCUGCGGCGGCUGGAGGAGCUGCGGAGCGUCUGGCUGGCUGGGAACCAGCUGACCGACUUCCCCCCAGUGCUGAUGGAGAUGCCCUUUCUGGCCGUGAUAGACGUGGACCGCAACAAGAUACGACAAUUCCCCAGCCUCUCUCACAUGCAGGGGUUGAAGCUGGUCAUCUACGACCACAACCCGUGCAUCAACGCCCCCGCCGUGGGCGAGGGGGUCAGGAGAGUGGGGCGCUGGGCGGACAGUCCCGAUGACGAGAAGGAGGAAGAUGGAACUAAAGUUGUGAGCGAAGCUCCACCUGAGGAGGGGGAGGUCUGCGCUGAGGAUCAGCAGGACGCCUGAGCGGCCCUCGGAUGGGGGGCCGUGUGGGCCCCCGGCGCCACAAAAGGGCGUGGCCUGGAUCCCUCUGUUGCCGUCUGUGGUGAUGGAGAUGUUUAUGAAGCUCGCCACACAAAACAAACGUCUGAUUGACGAGAACAAUGUACACCGUGACAGAUCACGUUUGGCCUGCUUCUUCUGUUUUACAUUAAAAUUGUUUUUUUUUUUUAAUUAAAUUUGAGCAACAAAACAACAAUUUUAUUAGAAUAUAUAUUUACAGCAACAAAUGAAAACACAAUCCAGAAGAUGAUUCUCAACUGGAAGUUUUUCUGAAGCAUAAAUUUGGGACUCUGCAGUAAAAAUGCAUUUACACCUAAAAGAAAAUGGAAGUAAAAAAGAACAAAAAGCCUGUUUGAAUCCAUGUGACGGAUGACGUCAGCCGCAGAGUGCCUCAUUGAGACAGAUGCAUAAUUUAUCUGAUAAAACUGCGCUGUGGCUUUGGAUAAAGACUGCUAAUGGGCCUUAAUAUCAUUGCCAUAAGCUUUGGGUUUGAAAGAGAAAAUAAAAGCCGGCCGUGGUUCCCCAGAGAACCAGGAAAUGUUCUGCAGAUUAAAUAUAUUUCUUCUGCAUCCGAUUUGAGGCUUUUUGAAUCCUUAUGAGAAAAUGGAAUAUUGUACUUUAUAGAAGCAGCAAACAGGUUAUUUCUAGAGUAAACGUAACACUUAGAACAAAACCAGUUUUCUGUUUUUAUGGGAUUUAGUAGCAAAUAAAGCUAAUUAUUAUGCAUUUUGGAAAAGCUCGUUCUCUGUUUCCUGACACAAUAAAUCAAUGUUUUGAUAUAUAAGGAGAUUAAAUACAUUUAAAUAUUGCUUUAUUAGUUUUUUUCUUAUAGCUAAUUAUUUAAUUCCCUGAUAGUUUUUCAUUCUUAUAAAAUUCAAAAUUAUAAUAUUGGAAGAAAAAUUAAAGUUGUGAGCAGCAUAAAAUGGUCUGCAGGCCCCACCCACCCUUUGACCCGCCCCUCAAUCUUCCCCUUCUGCCCCUCCCCCUUUAUUUUUAAAUAAUGGCUUUUCUGAUUGUUUUAUCUCCAGAGUAACCAUUUUAUGUAUUAAGUACCUCGGGGGGACAAACUGUCAUUUGUAGAGGAAUCAGCAAAAUUAAACUUUUGAAUUUCCUCACCAACCAAGGUUUUUUGUUAACCACGCCCACAUUCCUUAUACAGUGAGGCAAAAAAGUAUUGAGAGAGGCCUGCAAUUGUCAUCAUCAACUAUGAGAGACAAAAUGAAGAAAAAAAUUCAGAAAAUCACAUUUUUAAUGAAUUUAUUUGCAAGUUAUGGUGAAAAAAAGUAUUUGUUCCAAAACAAACAAGUAAGAUUUCUGUCUGUAACUUCCUCUGUAUAGGAUUCUCUGUCCUCCAGUCGUUACCUGAAUUAAUGGCACCUGUUUAAACUCAUUAUCCAUAUAAAAUACACCUGUCCAUAACCUUAGUCACACUCCAAACUCCACUAUGGCUAAGACCAAAGAGCUGUCGAAGGACUCCAGACACAAAAUUGUUGACCUGCACCAGGCUGGGUGGAAUGGAUCUGCAAUAGGUAAGCAGUUUGGUUUGAAGAAAUCAGCAAUUAUUAGGGAAUGGAAGACAUACAAGACCCCUGAGAAUCUCCAUUUUUAUUUUAUUCUAUUUAACCUUUAUUUUACCAGGAGGUUCAAUUGAGAACAAAUUCUUGAGAUCUGUGUAGGAGCUGACAAACUCCAGUUCAGAGCCGUCCACACAGGUGAUCCUGAAGGGAAAGGUGACACCAUUCUUCAGGUCCUGGAGUGGACUAGCCAGUCCCCAGAUCUAAACUCAGAGAAUAUCUUUGGAGGGAGUUAAAAAUCCAUGUUGCCUAGUGACGGCCCCAAAACACCUCUGCUCUAGAGGAGAUCUGCAUGGAGGAAUGGACCAGAAUACCAGCAACAGUUUGUGGAAACCUUGUGAAGACUAACAGAAAAUGUCUGACUGCUGUCAUUGCCCACAAACGGUAUGGAACAAAGUUUUAGAUGAACUUUUGUUACUUAUUUUUCCACCAUAAUUUACAAAUAAAGUCUUUAAAAAUCAGACAAUGUGAUUUUCUGGAUUUUUUUUUCUCAUUUUGUCUCUCAUAGUUGAGGUAUAACUAUGAUGAAAAUUACAGGCCUCUCAAAUCUUUUAAAGUAGGAGAACUUGCUGACUAGUUACGUUUUUGACCCAACAUAUGGUCAUAUUAGAUGUUUUUGUACAGCUUGAGCCAAGGAUUUAUGCAUUAAAUUGUCACAAUAUUCAAGUAAAAAAUGUAGAAAGAACUGGAGCAUGACAGUUCUGCGAGCUAACGCUGCUCAAAAUCUAUAACCUCUAAUUUUUUUAUUUUUUUUUUCCAUGUAGCUUCCCAAUGAUGCUCAAUGAGUCAAGAUGAGACAGAUCAAAAUCACAAGGAGUUUUAUUUCGUAGUAGAUACUAAACGUAUUUUUUUUUUUUAAUUCAAGAUGGCGGCCUUUUCCUGAGGUCAAAUGUAAUGGUUGAAGACUUAACCUGGUGGCAUAUGCGGGAAAUUUCAAGUUUUUUUUUUUUUUUCCGUAUUGUGUGAAAAUGUGAAAAUCAAUUUCACACUUUGCUACAAAAUGACAAGCCGUAGUUCCUGUGGCCAUCCCAUAAUUUCAAAACUUCCUUUGGAUAUCCCAACACAUUCAGUCAGGAUUCUUUCAUCCAGUUGUUGAUGUGUUGCUGGGUAGACCUUUAGACAGCUUCAAUAAUACAAUUAAUUUAAAAACCUGUUUCCUACGGUGGCUCUGAAGUCCAAAUUACAAACUCAAAAAGCAAACAAAACGAAAAGAUUUUAGAGAUCAUGAUUAAAAAAA
Oryzias melastigma (Indian medaka) is the source of this 4322-nucleotide messenger RNA. It is a transcript of the gene lrrc10, whose product is annotated as leucine rich repeat containing 10. Gene Ontology annotation, molecular function: protein binding. The record is from RefSeq and is a predicted model, not a curated record. The transcript has 2 exons. Bases 651 to 1475 code for a protein of 274 amino acids. Lineage: Eukaryota; Metazoa; Chordata; Actinopteri; Beloniformes; Adrianichthyidae.